CGAGGACGUUGCGUUCUUUGAGAGGGGGUGAAUUGUAACAUCCCGAGUCGUGAUAUGUGAAAAGGCUUAAGAGAAUUGAUUUGGCUACCUAUGUCACCAAAAGUUGACUUACCUUUUCCGUCACACAUCCGUUUAGAACUCCAGAGUUAAGCGUGCUUGGGCUGGAGUAGUGAAAGGAUGGGUGACCUAUCGGGAAGUGAUUCGUGAUACCGUGUAAGUGAGGCCAAAGCACGGAGAAAGGUCGGGUGGUGAUUGCAGGGUCAGUAAACAAUGAUUUCGAGCCUUGGAAAAUUAAUGACCGACCGUCAGAUGGGAUGGGGCCCACGGGCCGAGUGAGCGGGCGUGGGUGGCCCAUUAGCCGUGGGCGGUCGGGGCGUUACAAGUGGUAUCAGAGCACGGUUGUGUCUCGGCCCUGACCCGGGACGCCGGUUAGGGGACCUGAUUUUCAAAGAUAUAAAAUGUUUUCAAUGAUUUUUAAAACUUAGAAGCACCAUUCUGUCCGACAUUGUUCCGUCAAUCGUUAAUGAUUUGGUUAAUGAGAAAGUUGACUGUUUUGCCAUCUUCUAUUUCAGAUGCCCCCAAAGAGAGGAACUAAGCGUACUCGCACCGUGAGAGCCAGAGUUGAUGCUCGCGAGGUUGUAGAUGACCAGGCUCCACCAGUGGAUGUUCAGACAGAAGGUGUGCCGCCAGUAGCCCCACUGAUUGAUCAGGCUGCACUCAUGCAGAUGGUUCAGGCAGCAGCUACUCAAGCUGCUCAGGCUGCCAUUCAGCAGGUUACCCAGGAAGCAGCUCGGGUUGCUGCACAGGAAGCUGCUCGAGUAGCCGCACAGGAAGUUACCCGUCAGUUGGCUGCUGCUCAGAUUCCAGCACCACAGAUUCCUCAGGUCCCAGGGCAGCAGAUUCCAGGCCAGCAGAUUCUGCCACCUCCACUGCCACUACCACAGGUUUAUCCAGUUCAUGAUGAGAGGUUUUACCGGCUCACAAGUAUGAUGAAGAACAUGGGUAUGGAGCAUUUUGUAGGAACAUUGGACCCUACAGCCGCUUAUGAUUGGAAGCUGAGUCUACAACGGAAGUUGGAGAAUAUUGACUGCCCCCCAGAGUUUAAGCUUAGAUUGGCUAUGCAGUACUUGCGUGGAGAUGCAUUGGUAUGGUGGGAGGGAGUGCGAUUAAACCGUGGGCCUGACAUUCUCACUUUUGCAGAUUUUAUUGAGGAGUUUGAUAGGAAGUAUUUUCCAAAGGAAGCUAUGGAUAGAAAGAAGAGGGACUUCGAGCAUGUGAGCCAGGGAGACUUGUCGAUCAAGCAGUAUGAGGUUAAGUUCAACCAGCUUCGCAGGUUUGUUGGAGGUGGUAUUCCUGAAGAGGAGUUGAUCAGGAAAUUUUUGGAUGGGAUGCGUUUGGAGUUUCGCAACAGGUGUAAUGUCGUCACUUACUACAGAUUGGGAGACUUGGUGGAGAAAGCAGCUGAACAGGAAGCAGGUUGGAUAGAGGAGCAGAAACUUCUCAAAUCAGUUCAGACCAAGUCUGGAAAGACUACAGAGUCUCAGAAGAAGACAUGGGACCAGCAAGAGACACUGAGUUGUGCUCGUUGUCAUCAUCAUCAUAAUGGAGAGUGCAUAAGGUGUCAUUCAUGUGGACGGACAGGUCACAUGUCGAGAAAUUGCCGGUUUAAACCAAUAAACUCAGAUUUUGAGAGGCAGGUUGUUGCACAAGACAAGUCAUCUAAGGAUUGCUAUGGUUGUGGUCAGCCAGGUCAUAUGUUGAGGGAUUGCCCGACGAGGGAACAUGCAGAAGAUUUAUCGCCGCCUAAGCGCUAAACCAUCGAUCAACGAUUUUAUGCUACACGACAUUAAGAGGGAGUGAGCCGUGAGCCAGUAUGCAUCUUUGUUAUUUGCAAUUUUUGUGGUUUAGUACGUUGACGUUCCUUGUGAAAGCUUGCUUGUUAAUUGGUAAACUCAUAUAUGGUCGUUUUUAGUUCA
Raphanus sativus (radish) is the source of this 1976-nucleotide messenger RNA. RefSeq lists its product as uncharacterized. The transcript is spliced from 2 exons. The record is from RefSeq and is a predicted model, not a curated record. Gene Ontology annotation, molecular function: nucleic acid binding; zinc ion binding. Lineage: Eukaryota; Viridiplantae; Streptophyta; Magnoliopsida; Brassicales; Brassicaceae. The coding region runs from base 573 to 1814 and encodes 413 amino acids.